CACUCGAUUCCUGGGUGAGUGAGUGAGUGUGCUGAGAAUAUUGCUACCAGAGCCACAGUCAGUCGGACUCUGUGCCCUAUUCUAUUCUAUCAUUUUUCCAAUUGACCCAACUACAAUUAGACUUUACAGUUGAAAUAAAUCCGCACCGGUUUUAAUUAGGAGACGCAUUAUCGAAUUAGCCUGUUUGGUUGGUGGUCUGGGUGGAUCAAUUCGAGGUCCUCCUCCAACCAAGCCAGCAGGUUUGUAGGAUAAAUUUUGUAUAAAAACGUCAUAUUACGACGUCUAGGAAAAGGAAAUCAAAAACUUUUCUAAAUAACUGAUUAAAGGAAUCGGAUUAGUGAAGUUGUAUAUAAAACGCCGAUGCCUGACCCGACCGGUUGCUCGCUUACUGAUUGAUUGUUUUGAGAAUCAUGAUGACGGAGGAACUCCGGAAUGAUGGGACUAAUGUUGACCUGCCCAUCGAGGAGGCCGGUGGAGGUAAUACGAUUGUUGGAAUUGCGUACCAUGAAAAUCUGAACGUCAUUCUUGUUGGGACGGGAGAUGGGAAGUUCUACGUUGUUGACCCUACUCUCCGGGACGUCCUCUACUCUACGACCACCCGUGACCAGCCCAUCACAUCAGCUGGCACAUCACCACCCACUAGACGUGAUUGGAGUUUUGGUAUUGGUCUUGAUAAAGUAAUCGUGGUGGAAGAGAACUUUGUGGGGAUUCGCAGCGAGUAUAAUGGAAUUCUCCUCCUGGGUUCGGUCCUCCAGGGACAAGUCAAAUCUUCAAAGGACAUUGUCCAGAUUGAGCUCAACAAGUCAGAGGCGGAAAGUUUGUCCCAUUCACUCUCAGCAUUGGAGACAAACGACGCAGAAAUAUCUUCUGUACAUAACCAGUUAAAGUCAUUAAUGAGUAAAGAAGUGGAGACAGGGUCGCCAUUGUUGUGUGGAAAGAUGGAAAAGUGGAACACAGUCAAGUUGCAGUUGCCCCAUUAUCUAAUCAAGAACUGCGUCCAAUCGCUGGUUACCGACCUGGUUAAGAAAAAUCACUACAUCCCCCAACUUUCUAUCGCAUCAUCCAUCCUAGAGAGGCUCAACAUGCUCAUGCUGCAUUCAGGCUUGAAAGAUGUCCAAUCAGCACUCGAGGUUCCUCCGCUUGAUAAGACGCAAAUGUUCUCUGAAUCUGCCAGACUGGAUACUUUCCACAGUUGGCCUCAUAGUGACUACAAGUGGGCUCUCCCAGAUAAAAUGGCCCAAGCUGGAUUUUACCAUCAUCCCAGUGCAAACGGGGAUGACAGGGCACUGUGCUUCUCUUGCAAUGUAUGUCUGGUUAGUUGGGAACCUACUGAUGAACCAUGGUCUGAACAUGAGCGUCAUUCUCCAUUUUGUCCUUUUGUUCGUGGUGAACAUACUCAUAACGUUCCUCUCAGUCUUUCCUUUGCUACUGCACCCGCUUCAAGAAUUUGCAGGAAUGGGAUGGGCGCUCCUAUCCUAGGAAAAUCAUCAUGUCCAGCCGGCGUAGUUAUUGGCUAUGAUCAAGGACUUGUGGUCGUGUGGGAAAUUGUCAAGCAAGCAAAGGAAUUGGUGCAAAUUGAAGUGACUGCUAAAGCGAUUGCACAAGCAAGUCAGCUCAAGGACUUUUCUAGUUAUUGCGACGUAGCCCUCAAACCAAAGGAGGCUUGGGUGAUGGACACUUCAGAAACGUUGGGAAGUGACGUUUCUCACAUUGCCAAAGAGUCCCUCGAAAACAAUGUAACGAGUAGAGAGAAAGUCAUUCUACAUUCUGUGGCCCUCUUGGGAUGUCCAUCCACAAAUGCUGAGAACAAAUCUGCAGAAAACAAGCCCGUCCCUCCAUCCCUUGUCGUGGGUGGUAUCAUCCUCCGUUCAAGUCAAGCAUCGCCAUUCAUUGUGGUGUAUGAUCUCGGUGUCAAUGCAGCUCACUUGAGUGUCAAUGAAGAUUCUGGAACAAAACCUAGUGACGAUUUUUACACGAGCUCAGGAAGUACAGGAACGAAGCAGGAAUCCCAAGCAUUUGACGACGAUGCUUUCACCUCAUACAUUUCAGAGGCAGAGCUCAUGUCAGACUCAGUAAGUAUUUUCUCUGACCUCAACAUGUCCGAUUCGCAUGGAUCCUGUCCUGGUGCGUUUCUCGAGUUUCCUGUCGUGAUGGGAGCCGCUGAAGUCCCACCCUCACCCACUUCCCAACAGACAAUCAGUCAGCCUCCGAUCGCGUCCUCAAUUCCUGGAUUUCUUCAAAAGAAAAAGAGUGCUGCCAAGAAGAUUAGUGCAGCGGCGACGGGCCUCCCUCCUCCCUCCACCACCGUCGUUACUAAACAAGAUAAAAAGAACCCAACGACCGUGCUCAUCCUUCAAUCUGUCCCGUUACCUGGUCCAGAAGGGGCUUGGAAACACGUUGUCAUCCAAAAAUUGCUUCCCACUCCAGACGGAGCCCAACUUAUUGUGAUACUUGGAGAAGGGACCAUGCCAGUCUCUGGAGACAAGAAGCAAGCUUCAAGAUCGGAGCAACAACAAGAACAAGCUGUCGGUGCAAUCAUUUCUUACAAAAUUUAUGCAGAUAUUACUUCCGUACGAGUAUCCAAUGAUAAUUCCUGCAUUCGAAAACUCACAUCGAGGGAAGAGUUGGUGGUCGGAACAUGUUUUGUGCCCCCUGAUAAUACCCACUCCUUACUCGGCACGGCACUCAAAAGUGGUGAAGUAUGGCUCUUGAAAACUCUAGAUCUCAGCGUGGUCAGUGUGAUAAAACGACCCGGAAGUGAGCUUCGUGUCACCGCCAUUUCAUAUGUUUCAAGUUUGGAACGGCUUUGUUGUGGCACAUCUUCUGGAACUUUGGAGUUUUACCCAGUCAACAUCCCUUCCGACGAAGCUGAAGGUGUGGAUGUUCUAGAUGAUGAGGACGUCAAAUUAGGGGGACUAGGAGGUACCAGCACGACCUCCUCAUCCAUCCCUUCGGCUCCAACCUCAGGGGGCACUUCUACCAACGCCCAACAGGCCAACAAGUCAUCCUCGGACCUGCCGCAGCUCGCCCUCAUCUUGGAUGAUCCAACUCUACUCGUGAACCAGGCUCUCAACGUUUCCUCUCUCAAGUCACUCCUCAACCUCACAAACUUUGAAAAUAUCAAGCCGUCCUUCAGCGCAAACGUUUCCUCCUGUUGGCAAAAGGUUAUUCAAGCCCAGAAAGAAAGAAAGCAUCCCCAACAUUUACAACACAACGAGAAUGAGUUUAAUGGAAGCACAUUGACUUGGAAGUUGCAAAGAAACAAGAUUUCAAGGAAAGAACACAUUUUUGAAAUUACCCUACCAAAGUCUACUCGAGUGGGACACUUGGACCUCAAAUUCCUACUCCAACCUGGAUGCGUGGCAGCCUAUCUUCCAUCCAUCGAAAUCACGUUGUAUCGCGCUGUUCAGACCAAAUCCAGCUCGUUGAAGGAUUUGCCUGAUAUUGAGAAAAGGAUUGAUUUCGGGAGUCAGCCCAAUACAAAAAGCAACAAAAGUCCGACAAAUGAGUUUCUUACUUCUAUCCAUGCCGAGUUGGUCUGUGGUCCGUUGGACUUGGGGUCAUAUGUUGAUCUCUCUGCCACUGGUGGAACCGUGGUAAUGACCAGUCCUUCCAUGAUUCUGAGAAGAGGCCGCAACUUUUAUCUCCACAUUCGGGCCAAGAAUUUAGGCAAAUUAGAAGAUUCCUCAUCAGUGUUGACUUCUACAAAUCCUCCCUCUGUAACCCCAAACUACAACAUUUCUGACGCAGCCACCUCCACACGGAAAAAAAUUAAUCAAGGUCUGGCUGCUGUGCUGGCUAGUCAUCAGGAAAAAAUUGCCAUGCAAAAGGCCAAGUUUCAAGGGAUCAAGACGGCCCUGAAAGGAGGAUGGGGAAAAGAAACAGUUAUGGAUAUGUCUGACAUUCUACCCUCAUUCCACCCACAUUUUGGUGCUGGACCCAACAUGAUGUCAUCCAGCAUAAUUGGUCCUCAUAAACCUAGCUCCUGUCCAGGAGGCGGGGAUUCUUCUUCCGGCGGCGGUGGUGGAGUGAUUGGAAAUCCUGAGGACAAACGAAGAGAUUACACGGGUUGCGAUUGGAUCAAUGAAAUCUCCAUUACAAUUCGACAAGUGAAACCCACGUCACAUCGCAAUGAAGAUUAUGAACGGAAAGCUUUGCUCAUGUCAGAGCCUGUAUUUCUCAAUCUAUUAAGAAUUGCGGUUCUUGAGUCGGACGACAGUUGCUACGCCUCGCAGUCGGCAGCCUUAGACUUACUCGUUUGGAUUGCUGCUGUGAAUCUCUGUGGCCCUCCAGUCGGAUCCAUGGCCUACCAGAUCAAAUUCAUCAGAGCUGUGCAAGACAAGCUGGAAGCGUUAGUCAUGCAAGGGAUUCUCAUGGCUGAUCGCUCAACCGCUCACAAAUGUGCCAAACUGCUCGUCCUUUGCAUAGAAGCGUCCGAGAACUUCCACAGCAGCGAAGAAGUGAACUUUUCAAAAUCUCUCCUACAUGGACUUUUAAACCUUCUCCAGUAUAUCGUCUCCUGCUACUCUGCGGGCUCCUUGCAAUGGUACUUUCUCCUCCUGAACAGAGUGAGGGGCGAAAAUCUAGGACUUGCGAGCGACUCACUUCUAGGAAUUUUGAAAGACGUGUCGGCAGAGCUCAAAAAGAGAACGGAUCCACUCCAUUCCUUACUUAGGACAAGAUUUGGACUAUAUGGAACGCCGUUCGAGUCGGAACUAUUUGAAUUGGAAAUUCCGCCCGUUACCAAAUCGUACUCUCAUCCCCUCACGUAUGCUGGUUUGUACGGAGCUGAAGUUUUGCAAAAUGCAGUGGGUUCCGGAACAUUUCAUCUUUGGGGACUCAAGGACGUUGAUUUUCGAGACCUUUUAGUGGGCAAUCCGCUUAAUGUCAAGUGGGGAAAGAUGGGCUCACUAUCGCCAAAACAGCAAAUCCAAGGACUGCUAGAAGUUGAACCCCUUCAUUUCACAUGUCACGCAGCCUCGGAUGGAACUCGCAUUGAAAAAAUUGAUUUAGGAAUCACGUCUUCCUCGUUUUCUACCGUUCCCCUCCCCUCACCGUACGAGCCAUUUACCAACCUCCAAACUGGGGAAGGGUCCAAAAAAUCUGAACUCCAGCCCGAUAAAAUGGAACACAUGAUGAUGUUGCAGAAGGCUCUCAAAAUGGACGGCUCUGACGUCAUGUUUGAUUAUAUUGACAAUCUCAAGUUUAUGGAGAAUUCCGCUUACGGUGGGACCAUGGUGGAGCUACCCUACUCUAACAAUCCCGACCUGCUCGCCGCCCUGUCCCAUCACGCAGGUCAUCUACCCGGAAAUGUGCUCACGAUGGUGAUGAAGCCCGGUGGAGGAGUGACACACCAGAGCAGUAGCUCUGGUGGCAGCGGCGGUGGUAAAAUUACAUCUAUCUACUCGCCAAUAUUUCAAUCGGUUGGGAUGCCCACGCUCUCACAUUACACGUCAUCAUCUCACAUGGCUGGACCCCCUCACGCCAUGCUUCCUGCAUCACAACCAUUUCCACUGCCCCCACCACCCCCACCUGGCCCAUCAAAAUCAUUAUCUGCUGGUGCCCUUAGUAGCAGUGGUGCCAUUUCCUCCAGUGUUACCACUGCCUCUGCUACAACGACGACGACGGUUGCAGCAGCGAUAGCUUCUGCGCCCAUCUCCUCAUCUUCGAAACAAUCCAUACCAGUUUCAGCAGCCACAGCAGCAAUAGCGUCAACUAGCUCAUCUUCACUUCCGCAACAAAAUUCACCCGAUAAUGACGGGCUGCGCCUUCUUCUCACCCCUUGGCAGCAAAUGAUGUAUGUCCCUCCGCAACAGGCCAUCGUGAUAGACCGCAUGCAUUCAGGAGCUAGAAGAUUCGUCGUGUUGGACUUUGGAGCCCCCGUACUUCUCACGGAUAUGAUAAUUCCGUCCUGCAGUUCCCUCGUUUCUCUAUCGAUCGAUAUUUGGCUCCAACGUGAAGAUACUGACGGGCAGCGGUUGGUCGUGGCGUCGGACAUUGGACUAAGAACUUUGGUUGUGAGCGACCUUCAACCAGCCGCAAUUUGUCGAUAUUUAAAGAUUACUGUGAUUGGCCGGUAUGGAAUGGGGACAACAAAGUGUCGGAUCCCAUUGGGUCUCUUUUACGGCCACACGACCCUUUUACCCAACGAUAUACCGGGAGGACUAGCUCAUGGACCCACGCCCCCAGAGGUGGCCAUCCUGACUCCAGUCAACGUGCAAACCCAUCUCUCAGUCUUGUCCUACCUCUUGGAGGACAUUGGGUGUCGCUACCAGCUGGCCUGUGCUAAACUGAGAAGACUCUUGGAACCCCUGCUCAAGCCGGAAAUAUCCUCCAUCGACCACAUCUCCUACUACUUACCCAAAGGGAAAGAGAGGAACAAAUUGGGACUGAAUAACUGUACGGAUCAAACUAUUCUAGCAGCAUAUCAGGAAUGCAUAACGCUUCAGCAACAACUGAACGUGGCCAAGAAUGUUGUAAGACGGUUGCAAAAGUCACUCGCACCUUACUCGCCAGCCUCCCUCAAAGUUUUCGAAGCUCUGUCGGAAAUAUCGACGGACAAGGCUCAUCUUCUCUCAGAAUUUCUCAUUGAAACCCUACUCGGAAUUAGCUUUCUGGCUUCAAAUGCCCCCCUCGGACCCAAUUUGAUGCCCUACUCGAUGUACUCGCACAUGAACCAAGAAGUUUGUGAAGCCUUAUUUCAAAAUAUUUGCGUUCUGGAGAACGGUCAGUGUCAGUUGUCAACGUGCAUGUUGAUGCUUCGCGUAUGCGGAUUUCAGUCCUGGUGGGGCAAGUUUCUCGCCUCCACGCUCAAAUCCCUCUUCUCUUCAGGAACCAAUUGUCUCUUCCCUCAGGACAGGGUGUUUAUACUUCUCGUAUAUCUGGGACAAAAGUCGUUGCUCAGUUGGCAGAAUUCCCAUGUUUUGGAAAGUGCUCUUGAACUUUUGGUCGACGUUCUUUCUCCAGUUGAGAACACGAAAGGAUUUUUGAGUUCCAAGCUUGACAUGACGCUUCUAGGUUGGAUCGUUAUGUACCUUUGUCUCUGUUUGGACGGGGUCAACUGUACCCUGGCCACUGACGGGUUAAACUCUACAGGUGGAAAGAAGGAGAAGGAUGGGAAAGACGUUAACUGUGUUUCUUCUCGAUGGGACUGGAGAAUUUCGUCGCGAUGGGACUUUAUCCAAGGAGAAAGUGCUCUUUACCGAAGGAUUGCGGGGUCCAAUAAGCCACAAGAAUACAGCGGAUUUCGGAGACGAAUUCAAAAGAAAAUGUUGGCCACGAAGCAAAAAUUGGAAGAACUUGACACUGUGGCCACGGGUUUGAGCCACGUCAGUCAGGUAUACACGCAACCGCCCGUUGGUCUUGGGAUGCAGCUUUCUGCUCUGGGAAAUAAAAUUGAAGCCAUUAAACAGAAACAAGCCUCGAUAGGAAAGAAUAUAAAACUCCAGUCUUCCAAACACUUUAAAGACUUGUUGCAAAUGCGACGGUCUGAAAUGAUGUUGAAACGAAGUUCUGGUCAUCAAAAGGAUGGGAAAGAUGAGAACAAUCCAUCUUCAGACGUUGAGAUUAAUCUUAAUCUAGACCCAAAGUUGUGCCUUCAAGUAGCCAAAAAUUUGGGGCUGUUGCUUCUCCGUAUGGAUUCCACAUGCCAUUCCGACGUAUUUCUCAUCACAUGUAAAUCUCUUGCCCGCAUCGCUACCGCCUGCCGGCCUGCAAUUUCCAUCGGCUCCAUCUUCAACAGUGAAGGACUCAUUAAUCUCAUCCUGAACGCGGUCGGAUCGGACUUUAUUCGACAGAAGAAUUGGAGCUCGUCCUGGGUUUCACAUGCUGUGAUGUGCCUCAUUCAAGAUAUUUUGGAAGGAGAGAAACUGUUCCCUUCAAAAAAUGGUUCAAAAUUAAGAGAGACAGAGACUGCCAACCUGUAUGCUGAAGACAUUAUGUCUGGCGUAGACGAGAGUAGUAGUUCCACCACUCCGCCCGACACCAUCUCUGGAACUGUCGCAGAAGACAUAUUGAUGGAUGAGGUGGAUGCAGAACAAGAGCAGGCAAAUGACCCUGUGGCAAUGGACGUGUGUUCCUCUGGCGAAUCUGAUGACAGUGAGAUAGACGAGCUAAGUGUUCAUUUCUGUGUCCCUGGAUCCAACGAAUUGACGAGCAAGCCAAUGCCUUUGCCAAAGAAAAAUAACUCGAGCUCCUCGUCGGCUAAGAGACUCGCCCCAUGUGCCACAAGCGUAUCUACUGCACUGGACGCCAGACUUGAGAACGGGGUGGAGAGCACGACGGAGAUUAGACUACGAAUGAUGGCUGUCGUGGAUUCCGAAGUGUUGAGCCAGUCACUGAAAGCUGCGAUCGAGGUGCCGAGUGAAGUGCUCAAGAAUGCAAACGCCACUGCUGACACGCCGGAACCGCCCGCCUAUGUCCUGCCUCCUCCCCCAAUCCAGUCCAGUCACCUCUUGUCCGAGUGUUUUGAAAAGAUUUUUCAAAUGAUGGCUUCCGAAAAUUGUUCCAUUAGCAUUGAGAAAGUUCUCCAGUUGUGGAUCAGUAUUAACGUCGAACUGGGCGGCAUGAUGGGCGACAGCCACGAAGUGAAACCCGUGGUCCCCCUUUCUUCAGCCUCAGUCUCCUCCCUCAUGAUGGCCUUUACAAAGAACUCGGGGAUUGGGGUUCAAGAGUGGGGCCUUGCUUUCCAGUGUUUAGGACUAGUUUCUAAUCAAUUGAGCCUCAACUCGACUGAUGGCAUGUGGCUGUACAUCAUGAGCGACAAGUGUUUCCCGGAAAUGAUUCUUCGCUUCAUUUCUGGUACUGGGAUGCACCUGCAGAAAAACCACAUUGUUUCUGCCGGCCCAACCGUUUGUCAACAUUUUUACAAUUUCCUCCUCCGUCUUCGCCACUUGAGUGCGGACACGCCUUGGACUCCAUGUCUAAAGGAAAUCCUGCUUCGCGUGCUUAGUCUCUUUCUCUCUGGUCCAUUUGUUACCACAGACUUCCCCAUCGAUGCGUUCAACAAGUUCUUGGAUCGCCUUACCUGUCCCGACCUUUCAUACGUCAAUCCUGCCACUAUAAUUAGUCUGAUGCAGCAGUUGGCUCAAAUUCUUCAUCAAUAUAUUUUCUGUCCAAACAAGCUAAAAGUGAAACCGGGUGGUGAGAUGAAAUCUCUUCAUUCCACGUGUUCCUCCACUAACAAUGGAAAUGGGGACACGAAGCCAGCCAAACCACAAACGUUCGACCAUGUCAUGUUUAGAUUAAUGUCCUUUAUGGCAUCCUUUGUGAGCCUUCCCUACAAAACUACAUCAACGUCUGAGAAGACUGUACAAGAGUUUUUGAGUCAGAUGUCAAAGUCGUUCCAGUUGACCGAGUAUGAAAAUGCCUUGGUACACUAUGUGGCAAAAUGUGGUGAUAGUCAGCCAAAAACCAUUGCAGAUAUUGUUCUUCAAAUGGAGUCGACCAUGAUGCGUAUAAUGUCCGUACUUGCCAACCCCAACAACAUCAACGUCCUUGUUAGUGGUGAUUUAGUGAGUGCCUUCAACAUCAUGGAGACAUCAGUCCCAGCCACCGUCGUCGAUGCUGUGAUCCAUCUCUUUUGCAAGAUACAAAACAGCGCUUCCCAGUCCAAAUGGUUGAUAGAGCCAAUCUUUAGAUUUUUAGCGAAAACCCCGUAUGACGAUUUUUGCUGUCCCUUUAUCGUUUCGGAAACCUUUGUCUUGAUGGUGCUAAAAGUGAUUAGUCAGGAGGACAACCUCCGCCAGUUCACCGAGCUCAAAUGUGUGGAAGCCAUUUGUGACAAGUUUGUGGUGAGUGCGAGACGCUUCUUCAGCUCGUGUCCCACGUUCGUCUCCAUCCUCACUCAGUACAUUGGGCGGACUGACACAAACGCAUUAUUUGGCAUCGGUUCCAAAAAGUUGAGCAAUGAGCCGAUCGAGAUUCAAGAAGGACAAAUUAACGUUGCUCCACUUGGUUCCAUAACCUCGACAAACUUCUCUGCCCAUCCGUCCGAAGUUCUCCUCCAGUCCACCCCUCCACACCGCAGGGCUCGAACCCCGGUUUGGUCCUACCACUUCUUCCCUGAAGAGACUUACCUCGAGAUCGUGAUAUCUCUUCCCUGCGCCGUCCUACUUCGAGAAGUUCACAUCAUUCCGCACAUGACUUCUCUCUCCACAUGUCCAUCAGCCGUGAUGGUAGAAGUGUCUCGAGAUCAGAGCAACACAACCCUUCCCAUGGGCCCCCCCGUUAAUUGCAGUGGAAUGUCCAACAUUAUCAUCCAGCUGAUUCAACCGGAAGUUGCCAAGACGGUGUUGCUCCGGCUCUUCAAACCCAAGGAUUCCAGCAAUCUCGGUCUUUCUCAGAUACGACUAUUGGGCUCGACCACAUUUAGUGAGGCUGCUCUACAAGGCUUGUCAGCAGUGGACUGUGUUAAGAGUUUCGAGUCCAGUGCCCACUGGCUGUACAUUCUCGACCGAGCCAUCCAAGUCUCCGAGUCGGCUGGGAUGUUGUGUCGCCGGAUAAUCGAGACGUCUGUCAACAUUCCGGAUGUUUUAGAGUCCUGCUACUCCAUGCUCAUAGCCCCCGUGUCGAAUGGGAAAGCGCAAGACAUUUAUUUGCCGCACGUCGCUUCAGUAUUAUUUCAGUUUGGGAAUCUCCGCUACGACGUAAGCAAGCAGUUGAUGGACGCUCUCCUGGGCCCGGUGCAGAUGGGCUUCACUCAUGGAAUGGUGGCCACGAAUCCGGCGGCGGGAGGAGGUCUUUCUCAACUCAGUACUGUGGUGGAAUUGUUGUUCAAAUUGUGCUGUGACAUUCCGCAGUGGGGUCUCAACAACUUGAUGGCGAUGGUAGCAUGGUUGGAAACGUGUGCAGACAAUUCGGUUGCGAAUGUAAGCUGUUCCGUCGCUGCUCCAGCCUACUUCCAAGCCAUCGCCUCUUCCAUCUGGGAAAUUGCUUCAAUUGGAAAGACUGAUCUCAGUGAGAUUUGCACCGCAAAACUUCUCUGGAAACUGUACAAAUGGUCACUAAAACUGGAUGGGAAGUCGGAACUCAAGAUUGCGUUGGACCACGUCAUGUGCUCCAUAUGUUUCAGUAAGCCUUGGCUCUUUGUCUACCUCAUGACCCGAAUGCAAGUCUUGAAGCCGAUGGACUGGACCGAAAAGAACCAACCCAUUGAGGAUCUCAUUUACCAAUGGUAUGAAGAAGAAGCUGUCUGGGAUCGACUCCAGCUGGAAGACCUUUCCACCAUCCGAUCCACACUGACCUGGAGCAAACUCAUGACUUUGGGCAGAGCCAGCCAGUCCCCAAUGGCAUCACGACUCCUGCAAAAGUCGCAGUUUGUGGGACUCCUCAACACGGCCAUUAUGGACUUUUGGAGAUAUUUUAGUCAAAAAUGGGCCAACCCACUGGAGAUCCAAACUCAUGUCAUUUCCACCGAGUUUCUCAUUUCGAUUCUUGCCUUUUACGGCGAACUGUGUAAAAUCAACGACUUGAAGAGUUGGUUUGGGGAAGAAGGGUCUGGUUUCUGGCUUCCCAUCCUUAACUUACUGUCAUCGCUGCCAGGUGCUCUCAAGGCUGCAUUUUUCGGAUCCAACAUGUACGAGUUGGAAAGUGUAGUGAUCCAUUUUCUCUCCAAAUGUUGCUGGUCACAUCCCUCUAACCAAAAGAUUAUUGCAACUUGUUUGAGAGAAAUCAUCCUCACACAAAAGUCAUCUUCGCAUAAAGCUGUCUUUCUGCACUCCAUGUCAUCAUUCUGUCGCCGCCUCUUAAUUCAGCUCCUCCUGGAGAACGAAAAAGUUGUGGUUCAUAUCAAAAGCAGUUCCAAAUAUCCGCUCAAAUCUCCUCAGACCUCCCUCCAACUCAAGGACAAACAUCCAUCCAUGGGCGUCAACGGUGGGGAUCGACUCUUUUACAUGAGCACUCAUUCAACGGCAUAUGAGCUUAUAAGUAUCAUUGAACCGAACGGAGUGAAAUUGGAAAAGUUAGCGGUUGCCGUGUCAGAGCCAAAUAGGUUUCUAAGUCUGCUCAAGAAAGAACAAGGGUUGACAGAAGCUGGGUUGGAAAUGAUUGAUCAAAUGACGCUGGCCAUGCAAUCGGCGGCCCACGCCGUCAGAGAUAAGCGAUCGUCCUCCACGACGUCCAGUACUGCUUCUGCCGAGGCGAAACGCCCAAUCAAGAUGGCUUCGAAAAAGUUGAAACCUGAAGGUGCUCCAGACUGUAAGAGUAAUGGGGAUGGAGACAAGAUGAGAGGUCCAACUCUGAUUUUGGAAUUGGAAGAGUUCCCCGACGUCAAAAUUCCAACAAACAUGUCCAUCGCGACACUAAUGGCUGCCGUUCGUGCUCAGAAGCCGGACGCCUUUUUGGAUAGCUUAGUAUUCUUUAUCCGAUCAGACCUUGGAUCUCCAUUUAUGAACAGAUUUUCCACCACCUCCGGCGUCUCUCCAUCCCCCUCGUCCUCUAGUGUCCCCGACUUGGUGGAUCAACCAGAACAACAACAACUCUUUCCCGGAAUUGGUGAAGUACAAAACUUGAAAGAGUCAGCGACCACGAUCAUCCCAGGAGUAUUUCGCAUACCGCCACUCCCGUCAACUGUGGAAGUGUUCAGUAUGUUGGGUGGUCUAGGAUUGCUGGCUAAGCAUCUGCCUAUCGUCUACCCCGAAACUUUGCGACAAAUCGCGGUUGGGAGUAAGUUUACGGGAACUGUGGGCGUAGUGAUGAACAUGGACAAGGAAAGCCCUGUCAUGAUGAACGACAAUGACUGGGUUAAAAUUGAAGCUGCGGAUGACUUUUAUGACGAAAUGUUAGACUCCAUGGUCGCCUCAACCCCACUGGCCAAGAGGGCACCUGGGAUUCGACAGAUUAGCGUGACUCCAGGAAUUCCACCCCACUCAAUGGCAGCCUUCGGACUCUUUCUGAGCCUACCGAGGUUCUCAGAGAUCCUUCUGGGCGAAAGAGUGGGAGCGCAGUGCAUGCUUCGACUUGUAAUGGGAGUAACGGACGAUGCGGAUGGAAAUGACAUUUUUAAUUCUGCCGUUGCCAAAACUCUGCCAACCUUGCCUUUCCAAGUUCUCCGUUGUUUAUUGGACGCCCUUCCCAUUCACUCAGAGGAGGGAAGGACUCUGCGACGAGUGAUGGUGGACUUACAUGCCACGCACUUCAUUUUAGCUUGUCUAGCCAUAUUCACACAUCAAAAUUGUGACCCUGUCCUAGUCCCUGGCUUACAACAUGAGCUCGUCAUCGCUGCUACAAAAGCGCAAUCAGGGUACUCGGACGGCAAUAACAAAUCGACCACUGCUACGUCCAAGUCUGACGACAAGUCACACGUUUACUGGGCCAAGGGCACUGGGUUUGGAACAGGUUCUACGGCGCAAAGUUGGGAUGUUGAGAUGGCGAUUCAGAAAAAGAAGAACGAGGAGGAGAACGUGACCUGUCUCCUUCACCUCAUGUCCAGCUACAUCAACCCCAAAAUAUCCAGAAACAACGUCGCCGCCGCCACCACCAACACCACGACGGCUGGUCCCUCUUCUUCAGUAGAACAGCAGUCGCAGACAUCUCUUCCCUUACCCGACGUGGUCAUUGAUCUCUUGCGAAGCUCGUGCCUCUUCACGGCCAUUGCUGGCUAUCUGCGGAACGACUCUGUGUUGGAUAUGUCUCGACACGUCCCAUUAUACAAAGCUGUGCUAGAGUUUCUUCGUGCCCUGGUCUCCAGCCCCCAACUCCUCCCCCUACUUGCUCCAUGGGAGAGAAAGUCCUCUUCUGGAAAGUCGGGUGCGGACGAUCAAUGCAUUUCCAAUCUGCUCAGCAAAAUGAAAGAUGUCGUAGACAACUACUCGAAAAGACUGACAAAUAACCUAAAGGGGAAAGGAGGAAAGAACAAGUCGACAACAAAGUUACUGGAAGAAUUGGACGACGAAGGUCUUGCCAUCCUUAUCCCAGAUAUUCAAAUGACUGCGAUACUUGUAGAGAAAGCGGUAAGCGAGUUGGUGCUUAAGCGUUGUCCAGAAGACAUUGAAAUGAUGGAUGAUCCAUCCUCCCUUGCAAUUCCAUCCACCAGAACUUUGGAGGAACGAUAUAUUGAUGAAAUGAAAAAGUUGCAAUUCGCCUUUUAUGAAAUUAUUACUGACGACGAGGACGGUGGAGGAACUGGAGGAAUUCGAUUUUCAGUUCCUUACCAUUAUGAAAGCAACGUAAGGACAAACUGGGCUCGAAGCUCGGCUGCCAGACUUAAGCGUUUAGCCCAGGAAAGUGUGACGCUGUCGUCAUCCCUCCCUAUCGCUUACGGAAGUGCAAUUUUUGUUCGAAGCGAUAAUGAUCGGUUGGAUGUCAUGAAGGUGCUCAUAACCGGCCCCUCUGGAACUCCAUAUGCUAACGGAUGCUUUGAGUUUGACGUGUUUUUUCCCAAUGACUACCCCCAGUCUCCCAUGAUGAUUAAUUUAGAAACGAACGGACGACAGCGAGUCCGUUUCAACCCAAACCUGUACACGGAUGGGAAGGUUUGUCUCAGUAUCCUCAACACGUGGCACGGCCGUCCCGAAGAAAAGUGGAACCCGCAAACAUCUAGUCUCCUCCCCGUCUUGGUCGCUAUUCAGUCUCUCAUCUUGAACGCUGAGCCAUACUUUAAUGAGCCGGGAUACGAAAAGAGUCGAAACACGGAACAGGGAGAAAGAAACAAUCGUGAGUACAAUGUUGGCAUUCAAAUCGCUACCGUGGAGUGGGCAAUGCUCGACCAAUUGAGACAUCCAUCCGCCUGCUUUAAAGAUGUGAUCCAACGUCACUUUUGGAUGAAGCGAGCCGAAAUCAUUGCCCAGUUGGAUCAAUGGAUGGAAGAAGUAUCCGUGACAUGUCGCAGUGAUAAGCGAGCUGGAAAGAGUGUGACUGGUUCUGCAGACCCUGUCACCGUUUAUAAGAAUAAUUUCACCAUGUUAAAGAAAGAAUUUAUGAACAUGCAACCUCCACCAGGAUUGGAGGACUUGGGUGACUUGUUUCCCGAAGGACUCCAAGCCCCGUCUUGUUCUUCCUCCGCAUCCGCUCUCAUCAGGUCGGCAAGUAACCCCACAGGGAAUUCUGCUGCAGAACAACAAUUACCGCCGCCCGCCACGCCAACAACUGCUCCUCCGCCCGAACCCGUGAAGUCAGCGGCGGAUGAAGACGAGAAGAUGAGCGUUGACGUUUAACAAAGUGUUAAAUCUUAUUUAAUCUAUUUGAUUACGCAGCGUAAUCAUCAUCUAUUAUAACUUAUUUAAUUAAUUUAUUACACACUAUUUAUACUCAAAGUAUUACGCUAGUGUCCACUGCUGUUCUGAGAACUGAGCAGCUGCCUUACUAAUAAUUAAUUCAUUAAUUUAGACUCGAAUGAGUAUGAUUGAAGGAGACAUGUUUAUGAUGUAUUUAAAUACUGGAUGCUAAUGAAGGAAUAAAAGUUUGUGAUACAUA
Molecule: messenger RNA, 15411 nt
Organism: Folsomia candida
Lineage: Eukaryota; Metazoa; Arthropoda; Collembola; Entomobryomorpha; Isotomidae
Gene: Bruce
Product: baculoviral IAP repeat-containing protein 6
Exons: 55
Coding region: 411-15152 (4913 amino acids)
Biological process (GO): regulation of cytokinesis; negative regulation of apoptotic process; apoptotic process
Cellular component (GO): nucleus
Molecular function (GO): cysteine-type endopeptidase inhibitor activity; ubiquitin conjugating enzyme activity
Source: RefSeq, a predicted model, not a curated record